Molecule: messenger RNA, 1718 nt
Organism: Perognathus longimembris pacificus (Pacific pocket mouse)
Lineage: Eukaryota; Metazoa; Chordata; Mammalia; Rodentia; Heteromyidae
Gene: Slc7a13
Product: solute carrier family 7 member 13
Biological process (GO): amino acid transmembrane transport
Cellular component (GO): membrane
Molecular function (GO): L-amino acid transmembrane transporter activity
Source: RefSeq, a predicted model, not a curated record
AUGAAGGUGGGACAAAAGGAUAACACUUUCUGCCAGAGAAUCCAGAAUUCCAGUAGUACAGAGAAGAAAAAAUUAGAAAUUAUAUAGAAUUUUUAAAAAAGAUUUCUCAGUUACAAUGGCUCAACAGAAGAAAAUACAGCUCAAGCGAGAACUUGGGUAUUUCUGGGGCACCGAUUUUUUAAUUAUUAAUAUAAUUGGGGCAGGAAUUUUUGUGUCUCCCAAAGGGGUUCUGGAGUAUUCUUGCAUGAAUAUAGGUAUCGCCCUAUGUGUUUGGAUUGUCUGUGCUAUAUUGUCCCUGACAAACUCUCUUUGCUUUGUGGAGAUAAGUGUAACUUUCCCAUGCAGUGCAGCUCAUUACUUUUUUCUGAAGAGAUGCUAUGGCUCCAUGGCUUCCUUCCUGAGAGUUUGGACAUCCAUUUUUCUGGGGCCAGCAAUGACUGCUGGCCAUGCCCUGAUGCUAACUGAGUAUGGUCUCCAGCCUUUUUAUCCCAGCUGUGUUACCCCAAAUCUACCAAAGAAAUGUGUAGCCCUGGCUGCAUUGUGGAUGGUGGGAUUUCUGAACUGCCGAGGAAUAAAAGAGAUGACUUGGCUUCAGAUGGCCAGCACAGUGCUGAAGAUAUCCAUACUUAGUAUCAUUUCCCUAAGUGGAGUGUUUAUUCUGGUGAGAGGAAGGAGGAAGAAUAUAGAAAAGUUGCAGAACAUUUUUGAUGGGGACAUUCCAGACAUCUCCCAGAUAAUAGAAGCCAUCUUCCAAGGAUAUUUUGCAUUUUCAGGAGGGGGGUGCAUUACAUUCAUAGCAGGGGAGUUGAAGGAACCCAGUAAGACAAUUCCCAAAUGCGUACUUAUGGCAGUACCUCUGGUGACUGUGGUUUAUUUACUGGCUGAUAUCUCCUACUUGACUGUCCUGUCACCCAGGGAAAUUCUCUCUUCAGGGACGGUGGCAAUGACAUGGACUGCCAACAUGAUCCCUCAGUUAACAAGGAUUGUUCCUUUUGCGAUUUCUGCCUCAUUAUUGAGUAACAUUAUGAUUAAUGUAAUUGAGGUCUCAAGAAUAUUUUUAAUUGCAGGGCACCUAGACCAACUGCCUUUGUUAUUUAAGACACUUAAUAUUCACUCCUCUCCAUUUAUACCUGUCCUAGUAAAUGUUAUUAUGGCAUCCUUUUUAAUUGCUUCAGCAAGUCUAAUGGAGCUGAUAAACUAUGUGUAUUUUGUGUCUUCUAUCUGGACUACACUAAUCAUGAUUGGAAUACUGAAACUGAGAUACCAGGAGCCCAAUCUACAUAGACCUUAUAAGGUCUCUUUACCAUUUGUAUUUAUAACAAUAGCCAUCUGCAUGUGCUUGGUUCUUAUACCACUGAUAAAGUCUCCAAAGAUGCAUUAUAUCUAUGUGACUCUGUUUAUUUUCAGUGGACUACUGCUUUACAUACCUUUCACACGCUUUAAAUUGAAGUUGGUUUGGGUUGAGAAACUGACUUGCUAUUUACAAUUGCUAUUUAAUAUCUGCAUCCCUGAUGAGCCUGACAAACUAAUGUUAGAAAUAGAAACUUAUAGCCAUUUAGAUCAAGUUCCAAAUAAAGACUGAACACAUGAUAGAAUAUUAAUGAUGAAAUUCCCAUGGUAAUUUACUUAAAUGAAAUAAUGUAUGUGACAGUGCUCAGGAUAGAACCUUGCCUUCAAAUCACAAAUAAAUCAUUAUGUGUAACUAAAACUCUGUUUUG